AGCCGGUGAGGCUGCUGGGGGCGUGGUUACCGACGGACUCUGUUCGCCGGGUUCAGCACAGUCUCUGCGCCACGUGAGGGUCGGGAACGGGCAGUGACGUCACUCAGACAGGACUCUCAUCAACAUGCCGCGAGGGAAGCAGGAGCUGGAGGACGAGGAGGAGAAAGUGAAGGAGACCUCAGAGAAAGUGGUGAAGAAAGGCAAAAAGGACAAGAAAGUAAAGAAAUCGUUCUUUGAGGAACUUUCUGCGGAUAAUAAGCAGGCGCAGGAGGAGGAGGAAGCUGCCAAGGAACGCGAGAAGGAGAGGGAACAGCAGCUACAGCAGCAAAAGAAAAAGGAGAAAAAGAAAAAGGAUCGUCGGAAACACAGAGGAGGAGAUGACGAUGAUGACGAGGACAAGGAGAUCACAGAGAAGAUAAAGAAGCUGUCUGUACAAGCCAGUGAUGAAGAAGAUGAAUUGGUGUCUGCAUCUGUUCGCAGAGGUGGUAAGAAUCAGGCAAGGAAUAUCUUUGCGGCCCUUGGAGAUGAUCAGAGCGAGGAGGAGGAAGAAGAGGAAGAAAAGACUUCUAAGAAAGAGAGAGGCAAGAAAUUAAAGGAAGAAGACAAAGAGGAGGACAAAAAGCAAAACAAAAAAGGAAAGAAAAAUGAAAAAGGCAAACAAAAACUUACUAGUGAAGAUCGACCAGUAGCUGAAGACGACGUUCCAAAAGAAAAACCUAAAGCCAAAGUUCCCACUGAAGUCAAAAAGGCACCAGAACCAGAGAUUCCAAAGGAGAAAACAAAGGGCAAAAAACCUCCGCCUAAACUUCCUUCCAUUGAUUCUGAAGAAGAAGAGGAGGAGAAAAAGCCCAAAAAAGGGGCAAAAAAGGGAAAACCAGCUCAGAAUCGGUUUGUUGCAUUAGACAGGGAUGAAGAUGAAGAUGAUGAUGCUGAGAGUGGUGGUUCUGGUGAUGGUCAGUCCGGCGAUGAAGAGAAAGUGGAAGAAGAUAAAGGGGAAGAUCCGUUUGCCAAUAUGAGUAAAAAGGAGAAGAAAAAGAUGAAGAAGCAGAUGGAUUAUGAGAAACAAGUGGCCACGAUGAAGAAGGCCACUGCUGCUGAAAAUGACUUUUCUGUUUCGCAAGCGGAAUUGUCAUCCCGUCAAGCCAUGCUGGAGAAUGCCUCUGAUAUCAAGCUUGAAAAAUUCAGUAUUUCCGCCCACGGGAAGGAGCUCUUUGUUAACGCUGAUCUGUACGUGGUGGCCGGUCGCCGUUAUGGUUUGGUUGGUCCCAAUGGGAAAGGGAAGACCACACUCUUAAAGCACAUCGCAAACAAAGCUCUGAACAUCCCGCCCAACAUUGACGUCUUACUGUGUGAACAAGAGGUUGUUGCUGAUGAAACCCCAGCUGUCCAGGCUGUUCUCAAAGCGGACACAAAGCGUCUAAAGCUCCUGGAGCAAGAGAAGAGGCUUCAGGCCCGACUAGAAAAAGGAGAUGACACUGCAGGCGAGAGAUUGGAGAAGGUGUACGAGGAAUUACGAGCCACAGGAGCUGCCUCUGCAGAAGCAAAGGCUCGUAGGAUCUUGGCUGGUCUUAGUUUUACUCCAGAGAUGCAGGACCGAGAAACCAAGAGGUUCAGUGGAGGAUGGAGAAUGAGAGUGUCUUUGGCAAGAGCUCUAUUCAUGGAGCCAACUCUUCUGAUGUUGGAUGAACCUACCAACCACUUGGACCUCAAUGCUGUUAUCUGGCUAAACAAUUACCUCCAAGGUUGGAAGAAGACGCUGCUCAUAGUAUCCCACGACCAGGGAUUCUUAGAUGAUGUCUGUACGGACAUAAUGCACCUGGACUAUCAGAAGCUGUAUUAUUACAGAGGGAACUACAUGACCUUUAAGAAGAUGUACCAGCAGAAGCAGAAGGAGAUGCAGAAGCAGUAUGAUAAGCAGGAGAAGAGGCUGAAGGAGUUGAAGGCUGGUGGGAAAUCAUCCAAGCAAGCAGAGAAGCAGACUAAAGAGGCUUUAACGCGAAAGCAGCAGAAAUGUCGGAAGAAGAACGCAGACGAAGAAGGGAACGAACCCGCAGAGUUACUGAAACGACCCAAGGAAUACACAGUGAAGUUCACAUUUCCCAACCCUCCCCCACUCAGCCCCCCCAUCCUGGGCUUACACGGGGUCGAUUUUGGGUACUCCGGACAGAAGAUGCUGUUUAAGAAUUUGGAUUUUGGCAUAGACAUGGAGUCCAGAGUCUGUAUUGUAGGCCCUAACGGCGUGGGGAAGAGUACCCUGCUACUCCUACUGACAGGAAAAUUAACGCCAACAAAAGGUGAAAUGCGUAAGAAUCACAGGCUGAAAGUUGGGUUCUUCAAUCAGCAAUACGCAGACCAGCUAACCAUGGAGGAAACCGCCACGGAAUAUCUACAGCGCAACUUCAAUCUCCCUUAUCAAGACGCUCGCAAGUGUUUGGGCAGAUUCGGCUUGGAAAGCCAUGCUCACACCAUCCAGAUAUGCAAACUGUCAGGAGGGCAGAAAGCUAGGGUGGUGUUUGCGGAGUUAUGCUGUCGGGAGCCAGAUGUUCUUAUUUUGGAUGAGCCUACCAAUAACCUGGAUAUCGAAUCGAUUGACGCCCUGGCGGAAGCGGUGAACGAGUAUAAAGGAGCGGUGAUUACGGUCAGCCACGAUGCCCGUCUCAUCACAGAGACGAACUGCCAACUGUGGGUGGUGGAAGAACAGACUGUGAACCAGAUCGAGGGAGACUUUGACGACUAUAAGAGAGAAGUCCUGGAGAGCCUGGGGGAGGUGAUGGUCAAUAAGCCUCGGGAGAAGGAAUGAGGAGAUCACAGGAGACGAGCGACUGUUACUGUGCCACAUCCAAUGAAGGAGGGAACCUCACCCUCUCAGACAAGGAUCCCACCCAGUGGGAGAAACUAUUUUUAUUUCCAUCUUGCUGCCUUGUUAAUGCAAAGAACACAAAUAAAUAUUUAUAUAUUGGC
Pelobates fuscus (common spadefoot toad) is the source of this 2961-nucleotide messenger RNA. RefSeq names its product ATP binding cassette subfamily F member 1 (gene ABCF1). The record is from RefSeq and is a predicted model, not a curated record. Gene Ontology annotation, molecular function: ATP binding; ATP hydrolysis activity. The transcript has 28 exons. Lineage: Eukaryota; Metazoa; Chordata; Amphibia; Anura; Pelobatidae. Bases 125 to 2800 code for a protein of 891 amino acids.